This is a messenger RNA of Fimicolochytrium jonesii, 2019 nucleotides long. RefSeq lists its product as uncharacterized. The transcript has 6 exons. Gene Ontology annotation, molecular function: protein binding. The record is from RefSeq and is a predicted model, not a curated record. The coding region runs from base 1 to 2019 and encodes 672 amino acids. Lineage: Eukaryota; Fungi; Chytridiomycota; Chytridiomycetes; Spizellomycetales; Powellomycetaceae.
AUGCUAGCGACCGAGCCACCCGUCAGCGCCGUCGCCGGUUCUCGCGCGUUCGGGUUCCGCAGGAACGCCAAGGAGCUUGAUGAGCAGGGGAACACGCGUAUGACCUUGAAGUACGUGCAGCAGCUAUGCAAGGAACAGAAACUGUACAACACUCCGGAACUGAAUGAUAAGCUGUACCUGCAUUUCAAAGGCUUCGCCAAGAUCGAAAACCUCGAAGCAUACACCGGCGUGCGCUCGCUCUGGCUCGAAGGCAAUGGCAUCUCGCGGAUCGAGAACCUCUCAGCGCAAACCGACCUCCGCUGCCUGUUCCUGCAACAGAACUGCAUCGAGGAGAUCGAGAACCUGUCCGCGCUCACGCAGCUCGACACGCUCGCCCUCGACAAUAACCUGCUCAAGCGCAUCAAUGGGGAGGGGCUGAAGGGGUUGAACAGUCUGAAGACGCUGCAGGUUGCGAAGAAUCUGUUGAGGACUCGGGAGGAUCUGGAGGGGUUAAUGCAGGCGCCCGGGAUCACGAUUCUGGAUCUGAGCGGGAACAAGUUGGAGGAUCCUGCGAUUGUGGAUGUGCUCGCGGGGUUGCCAAACCUGGCGGUCCUGAACCUCAUGUCCAACCCCGUCAUCGCGAAAAUCCCAAACUACCGCCGUGUCCUGAUCUCCCGCAUCCCGACACUGACCUAUCUCGACGACCGGCCCGUGUUCGACAAGGAGAGGCUGGCUGUUGAGGCUUGGGCGCGCGGCGGAGUCGAAGCCGAGCGCGAAGAACGGGAGCGGCAACGGAAUGCCGAGAAGGAGGAGCAGAAUCGGAACUUUGAAGCCCUCCGCGACCUCCAAUCCGCCGCGCGUGCCCGUCGUCUCGAGAAAUACGGGCCCGACCCAGAACCCACCUUCACGCCCGCCCUCACGAAGCUCCGCGACUCGAUGCUCGAGAAGAUCUCGCCCGCCGCCCACGCCGCCGAGCCGUCCUCCGACUCGAACCCGGAGAAAGCGCGGAAGGUGAAUGGCGCGCCCAUCAGGCAGUUCACGCAGAUGUCGACGGCGGGGCAUCGCAUCAGCGGGGGUGAUGACGACACGGCGGGGUGGGUCCCUGAGCCGAUGGUCGUUGACGAAGCGGAGGAAGACGACAAUGAGGAGGAGGAGACAAUCGCCAACCAUGACAUCCCACCCCUAGAAGACGCCAGCGACGACCUCACCGCCCUCUUCAACGGCGACGACGCAGCCCCAUCGCUCCCCACACCCAUCGGCACCCACGGCUGGGCGACGCGGCGGGAACGUGCCGCAGCCGCAGCCCGCACAGCCGGAUCCCCCCCGUUCCACAGUGGGUUCACAAGCGGGAUCCAUGAACUCGCCGACGACGCCGUGCACGCUGACGCCGAGAAGACGUUCGUGGCAGCGGAAAACCCCAACCUGACCCUCCGGUCCAGUCGCAAUCGAAGCGGAGCUGUGAGCACACGGGAUCCGAGCGCGGAGCCUCACCCUACGCAGGAUAACCCCUCCUCGGAGCUGUUGCCGCUGCUGGCGUUGUUGGAGAGCUCGGCGGCUGCGUCGGGCGGGUUGGAUUGGAUGGCGGGUGUGGAUAUGAAUACUCCGCCUGGCCCCGCCGCCCCUACGACAGGAGCGAGAACGGACAGGAACGCUGACGAGCAGGACCACGCGGGGGUGGAUGACGACGGUGAUGGUGCCGGGCAGCGUUCCCCUCCCACCGACACGAUUAAGCCACCCGGCCUGCACGCCGAACACCUCGCGACGCAAAUGUUCCGCUCGGCCCCCAACACACCCACAGCCACACCCACCACCCGCUCAACAACCCUCCUCUUCCCAGACACCCCCGCCCCACCCCACAUCCUGCACACAUCCGUCCCCGCCAAACGCUCAGGCGUGCUGGCAAGCCGACGCCUGAUUGAGGAGAUUGAGGCGCGGGAGCCGCAGGAGCCGCUGGAGGCGAGGUUUGUUGUUGGGGAUGAUGACGAACCGGAGAAGGAAGAGGAGGGGUGGGUGGAUGGAGCUAAAAGGGCGUGGGAUUAA